AUGCUGCUUCAGCUGCUCGAUUACCUGGGAGUGGCCGUUUUCGCGGUAACCGGCGGCAUUGUUGCCUCCCGCAAACAGCUUGACUUCAUUGCACUACUGUUUUUCGCGACGGUAACUGGCAUUGGUGGCGGCACCUUGCGGGACCUCUUGCUGGGAGUCCCGGUUUUCUGGGUCGAGAACGAAGCCUAUGUCCUGGUCUGUCUGUUCGUCAGCAUUUUCGUCUGGUUUUUUGCGCAUCUGAUCGAGCGUUUGAGCAAGCCACUGCGCUGGGCCGACGCGAUCGGGAUUUCGGCUUACUCGGUCAUGGGCGCUGCCAAGGCCAUGUCCGUUGGAGACACGGUGCUGGUGGCGGUGCUGAUGGGAGUGGUGACGGCGACGUUUGGCGGAAUAAUCCGCGAUACGAUCGCAGGCGAGGCAUCUUCCAUCGUCAAGCCUGAAAUCUAUGUCAGCGCGGCUUUUGGCGGCGCUGGCAGCUUCGUGCUUUUGGCGGCAAUGGGUACACCGCAGAUCGUCGCGGCAUGUCUGGCGGCGGCGGUGGCGCUGAUCCUGCGUGGCGGCGCGAUCCUGCGGGGAUGGACGUUGCCGGGAUAUGGCACGAGGCGCGACGGUUAG
Effrenium voratum is the source of this 612-nucleotide messenger RNA. The record is from the annotation of a GenBank genome assembly. NCBI's taxonomy places the organism in Eukaryota, Dinophyceae, Suessiales, Symbiodiniaceae.